Messenger RNA from Pseudozyma flocculosa PF-1, 1572 nucleotides. RefSeq lists its product as uncharacterized. Gene Ontology annotation, cellular component: plasma membrane. The coding region runs from base 1 to 1572 and encodes 523 amino acids. Gene Ontology annotation, biological process: transmembrane transport; carboxylic acid transport. The transcript has 3 exons. Lineage: Eukaryota; Fungi; Basidiomycota; Ustilaginomycetes; Ustilaginales; Ustilaginaceae. The record is from RefSeq and is a predicted model, not a curated record. Gene Ontology annotation, molecular function: carboxylic acid transmembrane transporter activity.
AUGUCGUCCACCGACGAGAUCCGCAAAGACGCGAGCCCCCUGGCCGAAGAGAAGCGGUCACACGAUGACACGCCCGCCGUCGCACACACCGUCCAGCCCGUCGUGUCGCUCGACGAGCAGCCCCCCGCCGCGCGCUCCAAGCUGAAGGCGUUCGGACUCAUCUUUGCCUGCGGCUCCGCCCUCUUCUCCGACGGCUACGUCAACGCCAUCGCUGGCCCCGCCAUCACCAUCCUCUCGUACAUCUACCCGGACUACAAAGACUUUUCCGGCUUCGAAUCCAGGUUCUCGUCGCUCGUCUUUGCCGGAACCCUGGUUGGCAUGCUCGUGUUUGGUGUCGUCGUCGACCGUAUCGGACGCCGCUGGGGAAUGUGGUUCUCGUCGAUCUGGCUCACCCUGUUCAGCAUCCUCAUUGCUGGUGCUUGGGGAGCCGGUGGGUCCACCGGUGGCCUCUUUGCAGCGCUCUCCGCCUACCGCUUCAUCCUCGGCAUCGGUCUUGGGAGUGAGUAUCCGUCGGGGUCUGUCGCAGCAUCUGAAAACACGGAGUCGGACGACGUAAAGAAGACUCGACAGCAGGCGUACUUCAUCAUUGCGACCAAUUCGAUGAUCGAUCUCGGCUUCGUUGUGGCGUCGCUGGUGCCACUGAUCCUGCUCCUCAUCUUCGGCAUGGGCCACCUCGAGUGGGUCUGGCGUCUCUCGCUCGGCCUCGGCGCGCUACCGCCGUUGAUCGUCUUCUUCUUCCGGGCCGGCAUGAAGGAGCCUGAGCACUUCCGAAAGGGCGCGAUCAAGAAGAACGUGCCCUGGCUCCUCAUCUUUAAGCGGUACUGGGUGCGCCUGGCCGCCGUCAGCCUUGCGUGGAUCGCGUACGACUUCGUGAGCUACCCGAGCGGCAUCUACUCGUCGAUCAUCACCAAGCAGCUCAUCCCGACCGACGCCGGCCUGAGCGACUACGAGGUGCUCAAGCGCAGCCUGGGCUACAGCACCGCGCUCAACUGCUUCUACCUGCCCGGCACCUUUUUCGGCGCCAUGGUCACCGACCGCCUCGGCCCCAAGCGCACCAUGAUCAUCGGCCUCCUCCUCCAGGCCAUCAUGUGCAUCAUCAUGGCCACCGCCUUUACCAAGAUCCGCGAGUCGCUCGGCGCCUUUAUCGUCGUCUACGGCCUCUUCCUCUCGUUUGGCGAGUUCGGAUCGGGCAACAACCUCGGCCUGCUCGCCUCCAAGGCCUGCGGGCCCGCCGCGGUCCGAGGCCUGUUUUACGGCAUUGCCGCCGCCCUCGGCAAGGCCGGCGCCUUCGGUGGCUCCUACGCCUACCCGCAGAUCCAGGCCGACGUCGGAGGUCCCUCAGAGACGCUCUACUACACCGCCCCCUUCUACGUCGCCCUCGGGCUCGCCAUCUUCUCGGCGGCCAUCACCUACUUUUUCAUCCCCGAGGUGCGCGCCGACUCGAUGAAGCAGGAGGACGCGGCGUUCCGCCAGUACCUCAUCGACAACGGCUACGACGUCUCGCAGAUGGGCUUCGACGAGCCCAACCGCGCCUCCAACGCCGAAAAGGGCGUCGUCACCCCGAGCCCGUAG